This is a messenger RNA of Klebsormidium nitens, 374 nucleotides long. NCBI's taxonomy places the organism in Eukaryota, Viridiplantae, Streptophyta, Klebsormidiophyceae, Klebsormidiales, Klebsormidiaceae. The record is from the annotation of a GenBank genome assembly.
UCCGCUCACUAGACGCCGACGACUUCCCCCCCAUCGAAACCCUCGCGACUGCAAAAACCUCGCUGCCGACAGCGUGUUGGAGAGUUGAGGCAGGGUUGGCAUCGAGGGUUACAGAGACGAUCAACUACCUGAAAGGGACGUUGCCUACCGAACUCGACUUGUACCCUGGGAAUGUGGAGUUGCUACAAAGCUACUCAACUGAUGUUAUUCAGAUGUACAAGUCGUUUGCCAUCUCUAGUCCGGGCAACACGGCUGACAGUGAGCUCAUAGCAGCGAAAGUUGAGCGGAGUUUGGGAUCUGAUUCGUCAAAAGUUGCGAGUGAAGACAAAGAGUUGCUCAUGCUUGUUGUGAACGCCCUCAAUUGUCUUCUGUAG